AUGGCUACCCCAUCGGAUAUUAUAAUCAGUGGUAGUUCUUUCGCGGGAAAAUGGGUGAUUGAUAAACGACUUUCGGCCCCCCCGGAUCCAGUAUGGAAAGCUCAAGGAAUCAAAUGGGUUCUACGCAAAGCAGUUGCUCUUGCAGAAGUCACCAUGCAUAUCUCUGUCUCCUCAUCCCCAGACAGCCUCUCUUCCAAUGUUGCUGCUGCUGCUGAGUCACAGCUUAUCCCACACGAGAAACUGCAUCUUUCGAUCCUGCAGAUCCCCACUGGCGGUCUGGCACAGAUACCUGAGCAGAGGGCUCUAGAUUGGAAUGAGCAGGUCCACUUGAAGGACUUUUUGUUUGGAGCACGGCAAUGUCGGAGUCGUUUGGUGGCGGGGACUGUGGGACCUGCAGGCCGGAUUGUGCCUGAUUUCGAUCCCGGUACAGCUAUUGAUAAGGAGAUAAUUGGUCAGCUGCUGAGAGGGGAAGUCUUACCCGGUGGGGCUGAUGGUAGUGGAUUCCUUGUGGAGGGAGAUGGUGAAGGAGGUGAGAAUGCAGGGCUGUGGAUCCAUACUUUUGAUUCCCGGGAGGAUGGGGCGUGGACUAUGGAGCAGAUCUGGGGCUUCGAGAUGAUCGACGGGGAAAGACGCCAUACGAGAAGAUUUGUGGUUGCGAACAAGGAAGGUGCAGUUGAGAUGGGCCGUAUUGUUUUCACCUACUUAGGCUCUCUCGAGUGA
Molecule: messenger RNA, 720 nt
Organism: Penicillium verhagenii
Lineage: Eukaryota; Fungi; Ascomycota; Eurotiomycetes; Eurotiales; Aspergillaceae
Exons: 4
Coding region: 1-720 (239 amino acids)
Source: RefSeq, a predicted model, not a curated record